Stylophora pistillata is the source of this 1946-nucleotide messenger RNA. Its product is annotated as acid ceramidase. Gene Ontology annotation, molecular function: N-acylsphingosine amidohydrolase activity; fatty acid amide hydrolase activity. The record is from RefSeq and is a predicted model, not a curated record. Lineage: Eukaryota; Metazoa; Cnidaria; Anthozoa; Scleractinia; Pocilloporidae. Gene Ontology annotation, biological process: fatty acid metabolic process. Gene Ontology annotation, cellular component: lysosome.
GUUUUCUUUAACCGAGUAAACCACUAGCCAAGAAAAUGCAAUUAAUUGUCUUUGUUUUAUUUUUCAAACAAAAGGACAAGUUGAACCGAUUCGAUCUUGCAUGUACAAGUUGCAGUUGAGAUUCGAAAAGCUGAGGUUUAAAAGUCCCUCCACUUUGGCCGAAACUCCUUGUGUAACGUUUGCCAGGCGGAACAACCAGCUAUUUUAUAUUUAAUCAGGACCGUGUAAUUGCUAUAGGCGAAAAUUCAAAAUUCUACGAAGUUAAACUUUCAUAAAUUUUAGGCAAGAAAGGAAAAAAGAAAGCGGGGAAAAAGGUAGGUGCUCAAAGUCUAAUUACGUACCCCUCCCUACGAAGUCUAUUUGUCGCCAAGUCAUAUGACUGACAUUUUGUGGACUUGUCUGCGCGAGAGUUCACAAAAGUUUCAGCAAGUUACACGCAGCGCUAGUACGGGUCGAAAGUAACUAUGGAAGCUACAUCGUGGGUUGUGUUCGUAUGUUUGCUGUGCUUCGGAUCAUUUUCGUCUGCAACGGUCGUAAGACAUCCAUUUUUAGAGCAUUUAUCAAAGUUCUCAGACCAGGACUGUGUAACUGAUGCUUACCCCCCAAGUGAAAGGGAGGUUCCUUGGGAAGUUGUAAAUCUUGACCUGCCACCUGAACAAAGAUACAACGAUCUUGUCAGCAAGAAGAUAGAUGAGCUGAAUAACUUGCUCCACUAUAUCAAAAACUUCACAAGUUUUAUCCUGGAUGGAAAGCUGUUUGGGUUUAUUGACAAAUAUUUGGUUCCUCUUGCAGAAACUCUUCCAGAUCCCUAUGGAAGAGAGAUUAAAGGAUUGGCCAGUGCCACCAGCAUUCCUCUUGGUGAGAUUGUUUUGUACAAUAUCUUCUAUGAAGUUUUUACAGUUUGUACAUCUAUAGUUGCUGAGGACAAGUCAGGAAAUCUUUUCCAUGCACGUAAUCUGGAUUUUGGCCUAUUUCUGGGCUGGGAUGAGAAGAAUAACACCUGGAUGCUGUCUGAGAUUCUUAGGACCCUAAUUGUGAAUAUUGAUUAUCAGAGAAGUGGAAAAACUGUUUACAAAACAGUCAGCUUUGCUGGAUAUGUUGGUGUCCUUUCAGGAAUAAAACCGGGAGUCUUCACACUUACUCUAAAUGAAAGAUUCAACAUCAAUGGAGGUUACAUUGGGAUUAUUGAGUGGAUACUUGGUAUGAGGAAUGUGAAAUGGUCAAGUUUCCUGACUCGUGAUGUGCUUGAAAGUGCAUCAAGUUUCAAGGAAGCACAUGACAUGUUGGCAAAUGAUGAAGUAUUAGCUCCAGUUUACUACAUACUCGGGGGAACAAAGUCAGGAGAGGGAGUUGUGAUUACACGUUCACGCACUAAAUGCUUAAACCAAAUGAGUCUUAAUCCAGCAAAUAACACUUGGUUUGUUCUGGAGACAAAUUAUGACAACUGGGAACCUCCGCUGGUAAUUGAUGACAGGAGAACUCCGGGGAAAGCAUGCAUGAACAAAAUGGGACAAGAGGCUGUGUCAUUUAAAGGCUUGUAUAAUGUUCUCUCCACCCAACCUGUCUUAAACAAGUUGACAACAUACACAACACUGAUGCAAGCCAGCACUGGCAAAGUGGAGACAUACAUUAGAUUUUGCAAGGACCCUUGCUUUCCUUGGUAGACCAAAUCUCAGGAAUCAACUUGAAACAUUUCUAAAUUAUAAAGGAUUAAACCAAAAUUAUCAAAAGUAAAGAAGGUUCUCAAUGGCUUGUGGCAAGUUACUUCUGACUUUCUUUCCUCUAGGAUUUGUAAAUUCAAUAUCGGCUAGCUGGACUGUACUGUUAUCAUAAAUACGCUAAGAACUAGAAUUCUAAAAUGACUUUUCUGGAUAAGUUAUUUGUAAUUAAUAUCAAAAUGUAUGAAUUGAAUAUGUUGUUAGAAUAAAUACAAUUUACUGCUGUUA